Molecule: messenger RNA, 414 nt
Organism: Stegodyphus dumicola
Lineage: Eukaryota; Metazoa; Arthropoda; Arachnida; Araneae; Eresidae
Product: speckle-type POZ protein B-like
Source: RefSeq, a predicted model, not a curated record
AUGUUUCAAAGCGAAUCAGCCGAAACUAGCAUCACCAUUUCUGAUAUGAACGCCAUCACAACGCUUACCUUACUUAUAUUUUUGUACUCUGGGGAUUUAGCAGAAUACACAGACGAUUAUAUCGCUAAGCAAGUUUACGAUGCAGCUACUAAAUAUGAAAUGUCUACACUGAAAACAAAGUGUAUAUCUUAUCUGCAUUCGAAUAUGACAAAAGAAAACGUCAGUGGCAUUCUUCUUUUUGCCGAUGAAAAGAAUGAAACAGAAUUGUACCAAAAUGCGCUAAAGUUUCUUGAUUCUUGUAAUGAUGAGGUUUUUACAACAAAUGGAUGGAAGCUCUUAUUCGAAUAUAAUCCACACCUAGCAGCAAAGUGCUUGCAGGAAUUACUGAUGAUGCGAAAAAGUUGCAAACGUUAG